Messenger RNA from Plasmodium knowlesi strain H, 2337 nucleotides. Its product is annotated as SET domain-containing protein 7, putative. Bases 1 to 2337 code for a protein of 778 amino acids. The transcript is spliced from 7 exons. Lineage: Eukaryota; Apicomplexa; Aconoidasida; Haemosporida; Plasmodiidae. Gene Ontology annotation, molecular function: protein binding. The record is from RefSeq and is a predicted model, not a curated record.
AUGGAGACAAUUCUUAGGAGACUCAGAAGAUCCAGUCGGAAAAAAAAAAAAAUGGUAGAAGUUGACACAGUUGACGAGGGAGAUUGGGCCCAUGCGGAGACGCUCGAUUUGGAAGGAGACACAUAUGGCUACCCCGAUAAGAAGGAAAAAAAAAGUGUUAGGAAAAACGAACUUGAAAAUGAAAAGCGACAAGACACCUCGGACGACGUUUAUACAUAUCAUGAUGAAUUGGGGGGUGGUAGUAGUCAGGCGAUGGGAAAAUAUCUCACGAGAUCCUUUUCACGAGCAAAUGGAAACGUAACAAAUGGGAGCACCGAUUUUGCGAACGAGUACUACAUAAAGAAGAAGAGAGGCGAAAGACAUGGACACACCAACGGGGGAGAGUACGAUCGUGAUAACACACUGGAAUAUGAAGUUAGCCGCAAAAAGGGUGCCACCAGACAUGCGCAUCUACAGUUUAAAAAAUAUGCAGGCGAAACGAAGGAGUUCUCGGAGGUCGAUGAAGAGGUGGAGUCUUAUCCCGAGGUGGACAUGGAUGCCAUGCAUGAGGAGCUGUCCCAGGGGGGCGUUUACGACCAGGAGGAGCAGCAUGAGUAUGUAGAGGAGGAGGAAGAAGAAGAAGAAGAGUACGCUUACAAUGAAGCCGACGUGAAAGACGAAUAUGCUGAAGAGGGGGUUGACGAAUAUGCAGAGGAAUAUGCAGAUGCAUAUGUAGAUGAAGAGGCUUACGAGGAAUUCCCUGACAAAGUAGCCGACGAAGAGGCGGACGGACCGCCUGACGAAGUGGAUGAGGAGGAACUCCCUGACGUGGACGGAGGCGCCAACUCCAUGCACCAGCGCGAAAGGCGCAAAAGUUGCAUGAACCAAGUGCAAGUCCGGCAGCAGAAGAAAACGAUGCCGGAUGAACAUGAAGGAACAAGCGUCGGAGACAGAAAAACCACAGACACACUGGAAGAAUUAGAGGGGAACGAGGAAUACGUAGAGGAAAACCUAGAAGUAUAUAACAAUGAGCAGAUAGAUGAACAAGUAGAGAUUGCACACGUUAAAGGAAAAGGCAGAUGUAUGUUUACAAGGAAAGAAUUAGAAGCAGGGAGCAUUAUAUUUGUGGAGAAACCGUUGAUAAUUAUUACCCCCGAUCUGAAUGAAGACCUAUGGACCUAUUUAAAUAAAUUGAACAAUGAAGAAUGUUUCGAGCUACCGCUCAAGUGGCAUUAUGCUGCAUUAUGCACCAUUACGACACUUAAUGAUAGUGACUUGAAGGCUUGUAUUGAUAAGUGGAUUCCUGAACCCGACAGGGAUGCAGAUGCAGAUGUAUUCAACGUGUUAAAUAAGGUGUGCGAUAAAAAGAUCGCCAAAAAUGGGAAAGUACAAUAUUUUUUUAUGAAAAAAUUGAUAGACCCGAAAAUAUACGAUAGGAUCAUACAGGUGUGGCACUACAAUGCCUUUGGCCAUCACACAGACAACGAGGGACUGGUUCUGUACAACCGCAUUUCCAUGCUCGCGCACAGCUGCAACUCGACUGCCUGCUGGCACUACGGAACCAACGACAGCUUUGUCUUGCGCGCCAGAGUGAAGCUAGCCGUGGGCGACGAGCUAACCAUAUCAUACCUCGGAGAUGACGACUUGUACAAAUCUUCCAAUAUAAGAAGAGAAAAGCUUACCAACUGGUUAUUCGUUUGCAUGUGCAGCAGAUGUACAAAUCCGAUUGAUAAGUCAAGGGGGUUCAAAUGUUCCAUGUGCGGCGUAGGGACCUUCUUCAUCAAGAGCGAGUACGAUGACGAAAUUCCCAUAGUGACCAAAUGCAGCAUCUGCGAGUCGGAAAUAUCAGAAUCCACGGCAUAUGAGUACAUCGAGUACGAGAAAAGUUACAUAGAGAGGUUGCAGGACACAGACAAAACAGAUCUCCCAGAUGCACUAGCCGUGUACGUACAGGCAGAAAAAAUAUUUACACAACACUGGAUUAUGUACCAAUUGUACACAAUUCUUUUUGAGGGGUAUAGAGACGCAUGCAAAUGGGAAAAGGCUAUAUAUUACCAAACGCAGCGAAUAAAAUAUGCUGUGGACGUCAUUCCAAGAGCAAAUUAUGUUCUGGCUUGGUUGUACGAGGAACUCGGGGAAGUUCACGCGAACUCCAUAAGCACUGAUAUUUUGCAGUCGGAAAGGGAUUUUACUAUUUCUUAUGAGGAGAAGAAGCGAAUUUGCUCGUAUUUCCUCAAGUCCAUCCAUCUGCUGGAAAUCCUCUGUGGGUAUUCCCACGACUACCUGAAGGAUUCAUUAAACAAAUACUACCGCAUUGACAGUUUAACAAGCACGGAUGCUCCGCAAAUCGAAGAAUAG